Molecule: messenger RNA, 1450 nt
Organism: Austrofundulus limnaeus
Lineage: Eukaryota; Metazoa; Chordata; Actinopteri; Cyprinodontiformes; Rivulidae
Gene: gale
Product: UDP-galactose-4-epimerase
Exons: 11
Coding region: 158-1210 (350 amino acids)
Biological process (GO): beta-D-galactose catabolic process via UDP-galactose, Leloir pathway
Cellular component (GO): cytosol
Molecular function (GO): UDP-glucose 4-epimerase activity
Source: RefSeq, a predicted model, not a curated record
AAGAAGAGAAGUCUUUUUCUGAAUGAAGAGACAGACAAACUCUUUUUAGUUUGACUCUACGUUCACUCGUGUUGUCUUUUUUGAGAUUUUCCUCGAAACUCCGCCGGAAGUGACUACUUAGCAUAUUAUUUACACGACUAUUUGACAGACCCUGAAGAUGGCAGAGAAGGUGCUGGUCACAGGUGGAGCUGGAUACAUUGGGAGUCACUGUGUGGUGGAGCUCAUUGAAGCAGGUUACCAGCCGGUGGUGGUGGAUAACUUUAGUAAUGCUGUGAAAGGAAAGGGGGAUGUGCCUGAGAGCAUACGAAGAAUAGAAAAAAUUCUGAACACCACCAUUGAAUUUCAUGAUCUUGACCUCCUGGACCGACCUGGCUUGGAAAAACUCUUUGAAAAGCAUUCUUUCAGUGCUGUGAUGCACUUUGCUGGAUUGAAGGCUGUCGGGGAGUCUGUGGAGCAGCCGCUGCGUUACUACAGAGUCAACCUCACUGCUUCCAUGAAUUUACUUGAGGUGAUGCAGGCUCACAAGGUCCACAAUCUGGUAUUCAGCAGCUCGGCCACAGUGUACGGAGACCCCCAGCACCUUCCCAUAGACGAGCAGCACCCGGUGGGAUCCUGCACCAACCCCUACGGCAAGACCAAGUACUUCAUCGAGGAGAUGAUCAAGGACCAUUGUAAAGCAGAAAAGGACUGGAACGCGGUGCUGCUUCGUUAUUUCAACCCUAUCGGAGCUCAUAACUCUGGUAUGAUCGGGGAGGAUCCUCAGGGUAUCCCAAACAACCUGCUGCCGUACGUYGCUCAGGUUGCAGUUGGAAGGAGAGAGUAUCUCAGUGUGUUUGGAAAUGACUACAACACUAUUGAUGGCACAGGUGUGAGAGAUUAUAUCCAUGUUGUAGAUCUGGCAAAGGGACACAUCGCAGCUUUAAAAAAGCUGAAGGACAGCUGUGGAUGCAAGGUUUACAACCUUGGAACAGGAAACGGUUACUCUGUGCUCCAGAUGGUGAAAGCGAUGGAGAAGGCAUCAGGAAGGGAGAUUUCAUACAAGAUUGCUCCUCGUAGAGGAGGAGAUGUAGCCUCGUGUUACGCUGACCCUCAACUGGCUGAGAAGGAGCUGGGCUGGAAGGCUCAGUUCGACUUGGACAGAAUGUGUGAGGAUCUCUGGCGCUGGCAGUCCAAGAAUCCCACAGGAUUUACCAACGGCCCUGCGCCUUGAUGCACCUGCUUGUUACUGAUCUUCCAAACAACAAUCUGUUAUCUGUUAUUUCUGUAUCAUGUUAAAGAUUAUAGUUGCAAACUGAAAUCAAACAUGGAAAAAGCUUGUUCUGAUCAAAUGAUGCAGUAAUUUUCCAAAUAUACUGAUGUACUUUGCUGAAAUGUGGGUCCACACUAAAUGUAAACAAAGCACUUUUUUCUGCACACUUAGCAUAUCCAUGGGUGUAUUUUUUUUUGGGGG